Osmia lignaria (orchard mason bee) is the source of this 1580-nucleotide messenger RNA. Lineage: Eukaryota; Metazoa; Arthropoda; Insecta; Hymenoptera; Megachilidae. The record is from RefSeq and is a predicted model, not a curated record.
AGCUGGCCUGGGUCACUCAGAGAAGUUGAAAUCUUUGUGAAGAAGCCAAAGUUAAUCCGGACUCCUCCGGAAAAAGGAGAGACUGUGCACCCAGGAAAAGAAAGGAUGAACUCGGUCGAUCUUACUGGGGAUGAAGAAGAGGUGGAGGAUAUACCAAGUACGAGAAAGGAUUCGUGGACUGGGGGCAGCAAGGCUAACGAAGGCACAGCUGAUGUAACCAUUGAGGAAAAGAUGGACUUCUGCCUUGAGGCGAUGUCCAAAAUGAUCGAGACAAUUAUUGACCAUAAUUCUGCCAUAAAGAGCUUCAUGCAAAGAAGUAGAUAUGUUGCGCCUAAAAUGCGUGACACCUACAUAACAAUGGGUAGCUACCUAGAAAGAUUUGCGGAGUCAAUAGAUCAGAUGCGAUGUUUUCAUACGGAGUACAGGAAAACAAAAAGAAAUAGAGAAAGAGAAAUGCAGCCACUUACCUACACUGGUACGCCGAUCCCUGAAAUGGCACCAGAUGAUGAUGGACCUGCAAAAAAUAAGAGACAAAAUUACAAAUGUGCUGCUACCCAAACGGUAGAGGCGAUAGAAGAGCAAUUUCCGCCCUUACCGACUGUGAGGAACAAAAGGAAGGAGAUCACUCCCCCCACACAGAAUGCGGAGAAAAAAUCUCGAAGGCAAACCAUUUAUGGCGCCCCGCGAAGAGAAAAGCCUGAUAGCGAGAGUAUAGUGAUGGAUACUCCCAGAUCCGACACCAUGACGGACUCAGAAUGGGAAACGGUACAGCCUAGAAAAAGAAAGAAUGAUGUAGAAAAGCAGCGGAUCGGAACUAAUGAAAACUACUUACAGGCGGCUUUGAAUAAAAAUAAUGCUAACAAGCUAGAGAAGCGAAAAACACCAAGUAAGAGACCCGUAAGGCCACAAGCAAUCGCAGUGAGAUUUGGGAAGGAAGCCUCUUUCGCGGAAGUACUGAAAAAAGUCAAGAUGGUCGCUGGCUCUGCUCCAGAGGGAGUGAAAUCAGUGAAGCAGUCCCGGGCUGGCAACCUGUUAAUAGAGUUUGCACCGGAUGCUGAUCUGGACGGCUUUAGGAAAAUCAUCGACGGUAAGCUUGGCCCUGACAUUGAGGUAGCACGUCUGCAACAGAGAAUGGACGUCGAACUAAAGGGCAUUGACCCCUCAGCAGACAGAGAGGAGGUAUUAGAGGCGGUUAAACGAGAAUUAGGAGACGUCACGGAUGUACAGUUAAAAAUUCUAAGAGCAGACCCUAGAUUAAACAAGGUGGCCAUUAUGGAGGGCCCCGCUGUGAAAAUGGCCAGAUUAGUUAGGAAGGCCAAAAUAAAAAUUGGAUGGACGGUUGCCUUUGUGAAGGAAGUCCCCCGACUCCUUCGAUGCUAUCGAUGCCACGAUUUUGUGGUAAUCCGGACCACCAGAUGCGUGAGUGUACAGCUGAGCCUAGAUGCAGACUUUGCCUUGCGGACAACCUCCCUGAAGCAGACCUGAGGCAUGUAGCGGCCUCGGUUAAGUGCCGAAAAUAUAAGGAGGCCUUAAGACUCAAAGGGCAAAAUUAAUAUCUUACAGAUCAAUGCGAACCAUUG